AUGGCUUUUGCCGAAAAUCAAUCACAAUUUAAUCGACGUUUACGAACGUGGCCUUUUCGAAGGCAUCGAACAGUUCUUAACGGAAAUACUGAUGGCAGAAUCGAUCGCCAAAUAAAUUAUGAUUCAGAACUUGAUUUAACACGACAUGAGUCAUUGCCAUCAAUCUUUAUGACAGAUUCAUCGAAAACUAUUGAAAUUAGUGAACAAAGUAUUUCUCAGGAUUCUCCUUUGACAUCAAUGGAUACAGGUAAUGUAAUAACAAGUUAUGAAAGAAAAUCUACUAAUACUGACAAACAUCUUGAAUGUCCCAUAUGUUAUAAUGAUAUUCAACCGGAUGAAUUCAAACAAAUGCCAUGUUGUUCAACUGAACUUUGUUCACUAUGUUUAUUAACACAUACAAUAACAAAUAUUAAUAAUGGAAUAGUGAAAAUUGAAUGUCCAACAUGUUCACAAGAAUUAAAUUCUUCAACAAUAUUAUAUAAUAGUGAAUUACCAAUAACAAUACGUGAACGUUAUCAACAAAUAUUAGCACAAGAUUUAUCUGAGAAACAAAAUACAUGUGUUAAAUUAUGUCCACAUUGUAAUUUUAUAACUAUAUUAGAUGAAAAUAAUCCAUUAGUACGUGGAAAAAAAAAUCCUCGUUCAUUAGUGCAAUGGAUACGUUGUGAACAAUGUGAUCAAGAAUGGUGUUGGUCAUGUUAUUCACCAUCACAUCCAGAUGAAACAUGUCGACAAUUUAAAAAAAUUCAUACUGAACUUGAUAUAUGGGCAAAAACACGUCGUACGGAUAAUAGAAAUCAACGUAAUGCACAGCGUUGUCCAAAAUGUUCAAUUUAUAUUGAAAAAAUCGAUGGUUGUGAUCAUAUGAUAUGUACAAAAUGUAAUUCAAAAUUUUGUUAUCGUUGUGGUUCUAGAAUGAGAUUACCAUUUUAUAUUGGACAUGAUGCUAAGUAUUCAAUAUUUGGUUGUAAAUAUAAACUUUUACCGAAACGUCCAUUAUUACGUUGGUUCGUACGUGGUUCAGUAUUUACUGGUGUACUUAUUCUAACACCAGUUGUACUUGCUGCACUUAUUGCUCUUCUUGCGAUUGGAAUUCCAACAAUUCUUAUUGUUGGUUGUUUAGCUUUACCUCUAUAUCCAUGCCUUAAAUGUAAAAAACAAUUAUAG
Messenger RNA from Rotaria sp. Silwood2, 1167 nucleotides. The record is from the annotation of a GenBank genome assembly. NCBI's taxonomy places the organism in Eukaryota, Metazoa, Rotifera, Eurotatoria, Philodinida, Philodinidae.